AUGACACAUAGAGAUGGGUCCAUAGACACCAUAACACGUGUGUCCACGCGCGCAGGGCGCCUCAUCUUCGACAACCUGAAGAAGUCCAUCGCCUACACCCUGACCAAGAACAUCCCCGAGCUGACGCCCUACCUGGUCUACAUCACGGCCAGCGUCCCCCUGCCCCUGGGCUGCAUCACCAUCCUCUUCAUCGAGCUCUGCACCGACAUCACUCCAGGGCCUCCCCUCGGACUCCUGAUCCCCCUGAUCCCAUUGGAGACUCUGGAACAUCUCCUGGGACUCCUGAUCCCCCCCAGCCCGGACUCCUGGGCCCCUCCCGGACGCCUGGGCCCUCCCGGACGCCGGGGCCCCUGCGGACGCGCCAUCCAGUCGUUCGCCGGCUUCGUCGACUACUUCGUGGCGCUGGCCCAGGAGGGCUGGUGGCCGGCGCUGGUUCUGGGGCUGCGGCCGCGCUGGGAGGACACCCACGAGCAGGAGCUGCAGGACAGCUACGGGCAGCAGUGGACCUUCGCGCAGCGGCUCCGGCAGCAGUACACCUGCUACACCUGCUUCUUCAUCAGCAUCGAGAUGUGCCAGAUCGCCGACGUGCUCAUCCGCAAGACCCGGCGCCUGUCCCUGCUGCAGCAGGGGCUGCUGCGGAACCACAUCCUGGUGAUCGCCAUCGUCUUCCAGGUCUCCAUCGGCUGCUUCCUCUGCUACUGCCCCGGGAUGCCCUAUAUCUUCAACUUC
Molecule: messenger RNA, 729 nt
Organism: Tinamus guttatus (white-throated tinamou)
Lineage: Eukaryota; Metazoa; Chordata; Aves; Tinamiformes; Tinamidae
Source: RefSeq, a predicted model, not a curated record